Molecule: messenger RNA, 1554 nt
Organism: Copidosoma floridanum
Lineage: Eukaryota; Metazoa; Arthropoda; Insecta; Hymenoptera; Encyrtidae
Biological process (GO): double-strand break repair
Cellular component (GO): nucleus; site of double-strand break
Molecular function (GO): 3'-5' exonuclease activity; DNA-(apurinic or apyrimidinic site) endonuclease activity
Source: RefSeq, a predicted model, not a curated record
UCAACCACUUUACAUUGUAAUUGUAAAUUUAUUAGGAAAUUAUGGUAAUGUUAAUAAUAAAGUACUUACCUGUGUAUACUAGUUAGUUCAUAUGCGUAAAUGACAAAUCAAAAGUAAAACGUCACAUUUCCGUUGUUCAAUUGUCUAGUUUGCAACCCAAAUAAAUUGUUAAAGUCAUGUUUAUUAUUUUUUAAAAAAAGAAGUUUUUACUGCAAUAUUUGCAUUAUUUUUUAUUCCUACGAAUAAUGGCUGAUGAAAACAAUAAAUUCGAAAUCAUAUGGAUCGACGAUUCAACCGUGAGAAGAACAGUUUUGCAACUAGGCGAAAAUGUUAUUGGGAAUAUCAUUAAUUCGGACGAUGAUGGUCAACGCUUUAUUGAAGAGGCUGCUGUCAUAAACCUGUCUCCUGAUGAUGAAAUCACCAUUUCACCAUGUCAAGGAAUAUCCUGUUUUGUGAAAAAUUUUGGAGCUCUACGGUGGAAAUCCAUAGGCCAAAAUUGCGUAACACCUCUUAACAUCAGGGAUACCUGCUUGUUGUUUCCAGUUAAAAUUUGGCUCAGAGUAAUAUCUACAAUGGAUGAUGACAGUGAAAUUAGAAAUUCUAAGAGAAAGAUGGAAGAAAUAAUCGAAGAUGAGCCAAUCGAUAAAAGGUGCCGUUCAGAAGUUGGUUUGGAAAUUGAGUCUGUGAAACCAAUUUCGUACAACAACAAUCACGAACCUUUGGAUGAGGAAAAUUUUUUGGAAGGUUCAAAUUGUAUAGAAGAUAAUGAGGAAGUCGAUACUCUGACGAAUCCAGAUAACAUUGAUAAUAUUUCCGUACAGUCUUCUAAUUUUAGUAUUGCUGAAAAUGAUUCUGAAGUACAAGCAGACUCCUUGCCCUCUAAAAACCAAAAUGAAGAAAAUCAGAAUUUGGCAGUAGAUGAUGAAAAUGCCUCUGAAACAGAUGCUAGCGUUUUGUUGUGUUCUGCUAGUCGAAAUGAUGCUAAUCAGAAUGGAGAUAAUGAAAAUGACACACAACAUUCCAAUAAUCGGAACUCUGACUCUGAACCAGCGCAACAAAAUGAAAAUACCGAAGAAUCAACAAAUGAUGAUGGUACUGCGAAUACUAACAAUCAGGCAUCUACCAGCGAUACUCAAAACACGCGACGAGAAAAAUGCAAAUACAGAGAUAAAUGUUACAGGCGGAAUCAAGAACACAAGCAAAAGUUUAGUCAUCCUGGAGAUGCUGAUUAUGACCAGCCUGAUACUAGACCGGAAUGCCCAUAUGGUCGCAGAUGUUACCGCAAAAAUCCACAGCACAAAUUAGAUUAUAAACAUCCUGAACCUAGGCAAAGACCAGCUCGUGCAAGAUCAGGAUCUCCCAUAGAUAUGUCAGAUUUAGAUGAUGAGUACAUGGAUGAGUCGGUGGAUGAAUCGGAAUAUGAAGCGUCAUUCAUAGAUGAUGAUAGUGAUAUGGAAGAAUGGGAAAGCGAUUACGAAGAUUAAUUAUAUGAGAAAAUGCAAAAUGUCAUAAAAGUAAAAACGAGUGAUUGAUUACAAAAAUUCUCUGAGUGUA